Messenger RNA from Aegilops tauschii subsp. strangulata, 4530 nucleotides. The record is from RefSeq and is a predicted model, not a curated record. NCBI's taxonomy places the organism in Eukaryota, Viridiplantae, Streptophyta, Magnoliopsida, Poales, Poaceae.
AUGGCCGAGGCUGCUGUUACUGUGGUGCUCGGAAAUUUGAGCAAUCUUGCAAUACAGGAGACCACAUUCUUGUGUGCAGUCACCCUUGAAGUGGCGCUCCUCAGAGCUGAGCUCGUGAGGCUGCAGGCCUACCUUAAAGACGCUGACAGCAAAUGGAGAUCAGGAAAUGCACUAGUUGCUGUCCUGGUGAAACAGAUCACAGAUGUGGCGUAUGAGGCUCAGAAUGUCAUUGAAGCAGCAGAUUACAUGGAAAAGAGAAACAGGCUCAAGAGGGGAUUCAUGGGUGCUAUCUCAAGGUAUGCUCGCCUGCCGAGUGACUUGGCCACCAUUCGUAAGAUUGGUGUCGAAAUUCAGUGUGUAAGGAGAAAGCUCACUGAGAUUUUUGCAAGUGCAGAUAAUUUGAAAAUUGAUUUGGCUGACACGGUUGUAGUGGUGGAUGAGCUUCCACAGGAUUUCAGUCAUAUGCACCACAAUUCUGAAGAUGAUGUUGUCAUGGUUGGAUUCCAGAAUGAGCACAAUGAAAUAGUGGACAAAUUAGUUGACAGUGAGAAGAUGCUGAGUGCUGUGUCUAUAGUUGCCAUGGGUGGAGCGGGGAAAACCACACUCGCAAGAAAGGUAUACACUUCAUCCAGAGUCAAAGACCACUUCGACACGGUUGCUUGGGUGACCGUAUCUCAAACGUUCAAGGGCAUCAAGUUACUAAAGGAUAUUAUGAAACAAAUAAUAUAUUGCAAAGAAGGCUGUAGAGAAAUUGAUGAAAUGGAUGAGUACCAGGUGGGAAAGAAGAUCCAUGACUUCCUCCUGCAUAAAAGGUACCUGGUAGUUCUCGAUGAUGUGUGGGAAACCGACACAUGGGAGCAGUUGAACACAACAGUUAAUGCCUUUCCAGAUGCAUCUAAUGGUAGUAGAGUACUGUUAACUACACGGAAGGAAGAUGUUGCAAAUCAUGUUCAGAUGCCAACCCAUGUUCAUCCAUUGAAAAAGUUAGAUGAAGAGAGGAGUUGGGAACUUUUUAGUAGCAAAGCUCUACCAUCAUAUAGAAGGUCUGUUAUGGAGGAUGUGGAUGAGUUUGAAAAACUUGGAAGAAAGCUUGCCAAGAAAUGUGAUGGAUUGCCUCUUGCACUUGCAGUAUUGGGUGGUCAUCUGUCAAAGAAUCUAAAUACACAAGCAUGGUCAUAUAUACUAUUGGGUUGGCCAUCAAACAAGGAUACACAGAGGAUGCGAGACAUACUAGCUCGCAGUUACAAAGAUCUGUCAAGUCAUUAUCUAAGAUCUUGUUUUCUCUAUCUUGCUGCUUUUCCCGAGGAUUUUGUAAUAAUCGUGUCAGAUCUUAUUCAGUUAUGGAUAGCAGAAGGCUUCAUUCACCAUAUACCAAACCAUAAACCAGAACAAAUAGCACACAUGUAUGUAACCGAGUUGGCUCAAAGAAGUCUUGUCCAAGUUGUUGACAGAAGCAAGGGACACAGAUGGAUUGAGAGAAUACAACUUCAUGAUAUCUUACGUGAGUGGUGCAUAGAAGAAGCAAGACAAGAUGGUUUUCUUGAUGUCAAAACUGAAAUUACAGGCCAAGUUAGUGCAUCAUCUUCUAAUACCCAGAAAUUCUAUCGCUCCACUCUCCAAAACUCUGGUGAUAUGUUUUUACAGACAACACUCGAUCUACGAACUCUCAUUGGCUUUCAACUUUCAUCAAUACCCAAGAUGAGUUUUCUACGAGUUCUUCACAUUGAAAAUUCAAGCUUAAGGGGUGCCUCUAGAAUAAUCUAUGGGUGCAUUAACCUUAGAUAUCUCAGGUUGAGACGGUGUUCUGAUUUCAAGCUCACUUCUUCAAUUAGAAAACUCCUGUAUCUGCAAACUAUCGAUUUGGCAAGCACAUGGCACUCAAGCAAGAAUCUCAUGCCAAAAUCCUUCUGGCAUAUCCCGACCCUAAGGCAUGUUUACCUUAAUAACGGGUUUCCGCCACCUAAGAGGAGUGUUCACCAAAACAACCUUGAGACCUUCGCCGUUCAAAUUCGUCAUAAUAACAUGGUCAAGUUUGUGAGCCAAAUGACAAAACUAACAACCUUAUCCCUUUGUUUUACCUAUAAAGCUAAGGACUUGUUGCGUAUAUUUGCGAACACGCCUCACCUAGUUCAUCUUACCAUUGGUCGGUUCCCUCAUUUUCUUGGGCACCGCAGUUGUGGUUACAUUAAAGAAGACCCGAUGCCGAUUCUGGAGAAGCUUCCUUGUCUUGUGGUGUUGAAGCUAGAGGGUUAUCAAGGCAGAACAAUGUCCUGCUCUACCCAAGGAUUUCCUCAAUUACGAGAGUUAGAACUUCAUAUCUCUGACAAUUUCACUGAGUGGAGCAUGGAGGACGGAACAAUGCCAAAGCUCUCUUACCUGAAACUUCAUGACUUCAAGCGGAUGAGUAGGCUCCCCGAGGGGUUGUUACACCUUCCCUCCCUCAAGUGUCUAAAGAUGACCCGCAUGCCAUUGAUCUCCAGCGGAGACAGCACAGUGAAGGAGCUGCGACAGAAAGGGUGCCAGUUUAGGGUUUUGAUGUCUUCCGCUGCCUCUCACGCCGACGCAGCCUCGACCUCUGGCACUGCCGACGCCGCGUCAGCUCAAGCGCUCGCCCCCUCGUCGCCCUUCAUGGCAUCCCACCCGCUGGCUACGGCCUGGCGGCAGCCGCCCGCUAGUUCCCCGAUCGGGUCGAGCGGGACGGGCGACCUGCCCCCGCCGAUCGCAUCUGGCGGGUCCUCCUCGGCCAUCGCCUCUGGGCCGUCGGGGUUCCGCGGCCCUGCACCCAUGUAUGGCUGGUACGGCGCCCCUGCUUCAACCUUCGGCGCCGCGCCUCCGUCGUCGUCUGCCUGGCCGCCGCCCUACGGCGCGUCGCCGGUGCCUGUCUACGCUGGGUCGUCACACCCCUGGCCCUACGGGGUGCAGCCGUCCUCGCUCGUCCACGGGGCCGCACCAUCUGUGCCCCCCGGAGCCCCGGCUGGCUCGGGUGCUGGCUCCGCUCCUGCAGGAGCCUACCCCGCGUCGCCAUACGCUGGUGCACAACUGGCGCUCGCCCCUAACCCGGAGACGGACCCGAUGAUGGGCUGCUACGCGCCACCGGCACAGCCUCAUGCGGAUCACAUGGCCGCACCGUCGCCGUUUUACUUCUCACACCUCCUUCCGGUGAAGCUUACGCCGGAUAAUUAUUUGUCCUGGCGGGCUCAGGUGCUCCUUCUCCUCCGAAGCCGCUAUCUGGAGGGGUACGUUGAUGGCUCCAUCCCAUGCCCACCGCCGUAUCAUCCGGCGUACCACGUGUGGGUGGCUCAGGAUCAGGCGAUUCUCUCCGCUAUCCAGUCAUCGCUCACUCCGAGCGUGUCGUCGCUGGUCAUCUUCGCCGCGACGUCCCGGGAUGCUUGGUCGGCACUUCACAACAGCUUCGCCUCCCAGUCUACGGCGCGUGCUCAUGCUAUACGCACCGAGUUGGGGGAGACUAAACUUGAUGGUCUCUCUAUCACUGACCGCUUGGAGAUGAGGAAUUCAGCACCCCACGUGCUCAACGGUCUUGAUGAUGAUUAUGACAAUCUCGUCGAGAAUAUUCAUGGGCGUGAGGCGCCACUUCCGCCACGAGAGCUAUAUGCGCGUCUUCUUGGUCGUGAGCAGCGCAUCAAAGCGCGUCGUGCCUCUCUGAGCUUCAUCUCUGCCAACGCCGCGACCCGCGCUAAGCCACAGAAGCCGUCGCCGUCGCCUGGUGGGAACCCGGUGGCCUCAUCCCCGCAGGCCCGCGCUGCCCCGCCAUCAAUCACUGGCAGCGCCAGGCCGGUGGCUUGUUGUCCCUGCUGCGGUGCUCAGCAGGCCUGCCAGCUGUGUGGCAUUGAGCGCCACAUCACCUCCCGAUGUCAUCGACGCUACAAGCAAGAUUUCCUCAGCCUGGGCAAUAAUGGCAAAGGGAAUGAAAAACAGGCUGCUGCGGUGACAAGUUAUGACCAUGGGCGCACUCCGUCCUACUCCAUUGAUCCUACGUGGUAUAUGGACACGGGAGCCACGAACCACCUCACCAAUGAGAUGGCCAAGCUUUCCACCAAGGAACCAUAUCGCGGUCAUGAUCAGGUGCACACAGCCAAUGGAGCAGGUAUUGGACGUGGUGCUCGUCUUGAGCUACUUGAUGAACAGCCGCCCCGCGGGUGCGCCCUCACCCGGCUCCAUGGAAGCCGCUCCGUGGGUGUCGCCCCCGCCCGACUUGGUGGACGCUGCCUCGCGGGCGUCGCUCGCGCCUGGCCUGGUGGCUGGGCCGUCUGCCGCCUCGCCUGGCCCAGCUGCUGGCUCUUCUGCGCUGGAUGGGCUGGCCUUUCCUGGCCUGACGUCGCUCGUUUUGGGAGAUAUGGAUCGGCCGGCCACACCUGCCCGACGCCGCGGCUCUCCCUGGUGCCAGGCGACUCUGGCGCUGGCUUGCAUGCUGAUUUGGCCUCACCUCUGCAGUCGCCUGUGCCGAGCCCGGCCUUGCCAACACAGCCGGCUGCUGCUGUUCUUCGUCCUCGCACAUGCAGUCAGACAUGA